Nakaseomyces glabratus is the source of this 1602-nucleotide messenger RNA. It is a transcript of the gene EUG1, whose product is annotated as protein disulfide isomerase EUG1. Gene Ontology annotation, cellular component: endoplasmic reticulum. Lineage: Eukaryota; Fungi; Ascomycota; Saccharomycetes; Saccharomycetales; Saccharomycetaceae. Gene Ontology annotation, biological process: protein folding; response to endoplasmic reticulum stress. The record is from RefSeq and is a predicted model, not a curated record. Gene Ontology annotation, molecular function: protein disulfide isomerase activity.
AUGGUUAGUGUGAAGAGUCUAGCGCUAGCGAUUGGUGUUGCGUCUGCCAUUCAGCUGCCUGAUGCGAUUGCGCCCGACAGUUCCAACAUUAUAAAGGCGAACAUCUCGCAGUUUGCUACACAUGUGAAAGAGAACCCAAUUGUUAUGGUUGAGUUCUUCACUCCUUGGUGUACUCACUCCAAGAUGUUGCAGCCUAGACUGAGCGAGGCUGCCACGAUUGUGAAGGGUGUUAAGAUUCCGAUUUUACAAGUUGACUGUACCCAGUACGGUGUGCUAUGUGACCAGCAGAUGAUUGAUUUCUACCCAACUUUGAAAGUGUAUAAGAAUCACAGGCUGGUUGGUGCUGAGAACUACAAGGGCUCCCAAGCCGGCAAUGAAAUUGCUAACUAUUUGUUGAACUUGAAGAAUAACCCUGUUACCAACAUUACCAGCGCGCAGGAAGUCGAGAAGAUGAAGUCUGAGACUGACAUGCCAAUUGUGCACAACAGAGGUAACUUAGAAAUCGAUGAGAUUUUGAGGUCUGUCGCUCUAGAUAUGUCCGAGAAGUUCGCCUUUAUCAGAGACACUGUUGCUAGCGAGAAUGGUACCUUGGAGAUGUACUUCCCAGGCACCAACAGAACUGCCGUCUACGACGGUCCACAGCCACCAACCGAGGAGUCCAUCUCCAUUUGGAUGCACAUGGAAAACUUGCCAUUCUUCGCUGAUAUUGAAGCAGCUGAUUUCAAGAACUACAUGGCCACCAAGCUUCCAAUUGCAUACUUUUAUUAUUCCACCCCACAAGAGCUAAAUGAUUUUACAGGUCUUUUCAAUGAGUUGGGUGAAAAGUACAGAGGUAAGUUGAACUUCGUUGGUAUGAACCCACACAAAUUCCAAGAACACUUGAAACUUCUAAACCUAAAGCAAAGAUUCCCAUUGUUUGUAAUCCACAACGUCAACAACAAUCUAAAAUACACUUUGGACCAAUUUACCGAUGAAUCUGACAAGGUUAUGAAGAAGUUAGAAAGUGAAGAUAUCAAGAAGCUUGUUGAAGACUUUGUCGAAGGUAAGGCUCAACCAAUAAUAAAAUCCGAACCAAUCCCAAAGACCCAGGAUUCUGUGCUUUACAAAUUGGUCGCCAAGACCCACAACGACUUUGUUUACAACAAUGACAAGGAUGUAUUUGUGAAGUACUAUGCCCCAUGGUGUCAACACAGCAAGGCAUUCAGACCAGUAUUGGAAGAGAUUGCCGAACUGUUUGGCUCUAAUCCAGAAACUAAGGAGAAGAUCGUUUUUGCAGAGGUUGACUCUACUGCUAAUGAUAUUAUCGACUUCCCAGUUGCUGGUUACCCAACAUUGGUUCUUUACCGUGCUGGUUCCAAGCCUGGCUCCCAACCAAUUAUUUUUGAAGGUAAGAGGAGCCUAGAGAAUGUUCUUGACUUUAUUAAGAGCCACUCAACUUCCAACUUGGAUGGCCAAGCCCUUUUAGAAAAGCAAAAGCAAGACGAAGCCAAGGCCAUCGAAGAUGCUCAGGCUGCCGAAGCUGCCGAAGCUGUUAAUGCUCAAGCUCAAGCUGCUAAUGCAGACCAAAAGGCUUUCAACAACGAAAUCAAAGAUGAAUUGUAA